CCGGUAUGAGGGUCGUUAUGAAGUAGGCGGUUACAGUAAGGACAGCGCUGUACUGUACUGUAAAAUGGACGUAAACGUCAGGAGAGUCGUCAUAGCUACGUAAGAGCUCGAGACAGCAAGCUGUAUUCCGACGGGAGAAAAUAUUCCUAGGGUGCGCGUGUAGCUGGAAAAACGGUUGUCUUGCCUAAAACGACAUGAUUGAAAGAUGCCAUAAUUUGGGAGACUUUUUAACCGAUUUUAAUCGCCGGGCUUUUCGGAGAAGCUUGUUAAUAAAUUCGUUCUUUGGAUGAUCCGUGGAUUUUGGCUCGAGAGUAUAACGGUGUUAACGGGACGCCUUUGGCUUCACUGCACGCGCACCGCGAGGUGGUCCGUUAGAGGCUUCUCUCCCUGCACCCCUCUCUCCGCCCGUGCCCCGUGCCGCUGAGCGUGCGCGCGCGUGCGAUGUUGCCGUAUUUGCGCAGAGUUCUGCGGCCGGCUCUCGCGCUCCGCUCGCUCGUGCCCGUUUCUAACCUGGGUACGCACGCGCGCAAUGAGCCCGUGGAGCCGCUAAACUCGCCGCAGGGCGCGAGAGACUUCAUCUACGGCCUCCAUCCUUCUGAGCGCUCGUGCCUUCUGCGGGAACUGCACCGGUUCGAGUCCAUAGCCAUUGCACAGGAACAAAUGGAGAUGGCGCCGCCGACCACCGCUCAGCUGAGAUACGUUCUAUUCCACAACGCCAUUCCCUUCAUCGGCUUCGGCUUCCUGGACAACGCCAUCAUGAUCGUUGCAGGCACUCAGAUCGAGUUGUCUAUAGGAGUGAUCCUGGGCAUCUCCACCAUGGCAGCUGCUGCUCUCGGGAACCUGGUGUCUGAUCUGGCUGGACUCGGUCUUGCAGGUUAUGUGGAAGCUCUGGCCUAUCGUCUCGGCAUGCAGAUUCCAGAUCUGAGUCCUAAACAAGUCGACAUGUGGCAGACUCGAGUCAGCUCUCACAUGGGCAAAGCCAUCGGAGUGGGAAUCGGCUGCAUCCUGGGAAUGUUUCCUCUCCUUUUCUUCAAAGACGACGAGCAAAAGAAGGCUGAAGGGGCUAAGGACCCCCCUCCCCCUCAUGACUCCGCCUCCAAAAGCGCAUGAUGGAAAACAGAGCUCUCCGAUGCCCUGUAAAUGACACCGACGAAUCAAACCUGGAGCCAAGCUACAGACAGCAGCAGAUUUUCAUCGACAUGUAUGCGCAUGGUUUUCUUUCACAGCGUCAUUGUGCUGAAAUGUUUCAUUCAUCCAGUCAAGUUCCUGAGAAACGAGAGCAUGAAGAGAACCUUCAACCAUUCCAGCUGCUUUUAUUUUUUUUGGUUCAGUUUAGUUGUUUUAUUUUUGUGUGUGUUUAUAGAAAUCCAUCAACAAUCCUGACUUUGUGAUCCUUUUUCAGUGUGUUAAAAUAAGCUACAGCGCUAAUUUGGCUAAUGAGCGUUUCAGAAGUUAACAUGAGUGCUUUUUUAUUUUUUAUUUUCUCGCCAAUUCAAAGAAAUUCUCACUGAGCACAAAGGCUGAAAAUUUAUCAGAUGACUGUUGUGGUCAUGUCCAAGACGUCAGACAUAAAUCCGACCAAAGAAAAAAGUUUAUUCAACUCUAAGACGACGUGAAACACAACCCGUGACAAAAGUUUUUUUUCUUCAUUAGCGUGAGGUUUGGGACUGGGAGAGGGGAAAGACGUAAAGUUCUUAGUUAUUUAUUUCCAUUUUUCCGUAUUUGCACGUUGCAUGAUGAUGUGAUCCAGAAAGCAGGAAAAUAUUUAAAAGCCAGAGUUUUGUAAAGUGUAUUGUGUUUUGAUGGAAUUUUGAGGGAAAAUAGAAACUUUUGUAUUUAAUGCGACUAACAAGAUUUAACACUUGAGGAUUUAAACGCUGAAAGUUUUAGUUUUUCUUUUAUUUAUUUAUUUAUUUUCUUUAUUUUAAUAACAGCAUUAAGGGUUUACAAUAUUAUUAUUGAAAUAUUUAAACUGAAAUCACAGAUUUCAUAAGAUCACUCUACCCCUCGAUUGAAGUAUUUAACAUGGAAACGUGUGACUUUUUAGCCGCUUCCUCCAGCUGACAUCAUUAAAACAGAAAUGUUUUGGCCGUGUGAUGGAUCAAAAUCAUCUCAGCUUCUAUUAAACUGUGAAGAAUUUCAUUUCUGCUCACAUUCUGAGGGAUUGAAGUGAAGCUGAAUCCUUCAAUAAAAUUGAGGACGUUUUCCUCCUAUAAAUACUGGAUCACAUGAAGUCUAUCUACUGAAUCAGGACUUUAUUGACUCAUCAUCAUCAUCAUCAUCAUCAUCAUCAUCAUCAUCAUCAUCAUCAUCAUCACUUCAAUUUAAAAAAAACUCUUAAGCAUCUCUGUGCAUCCUGAACACUGGAACACGGGACUGUAUAAGUUCUGAUGGUGUUUGUCUGAGUGUUUUAUUUUUGAAUCAGGUUCAGAGUCUGAAAUGAUUUUGUCCGAGCCUCUAGAGGGCAGCGAUGACGGAAUGAAGGAAAGGUGCAGAAUGUGAGAAUCUGAACAAACGCCACGUAUCUUUCUGUUAACGCACAAUAGCACACACGCGCACACACACACACACACACACACACUGGUUAAACUAGCACGUAUGUUCCAGGGUCAAAAUGAAUGGAGUUCAUAGAAAUGUGAUCAUUUUGAUUUAGAAUUUGAUAUAAAAUUUUAUUUUGAACAGUAUGAUACUUUAGCAGCUUCACCUUCAUUCAGACUAAUGUUAAUAUAACUAACAUUAACAUCGUGACCUCAGCUAGUUACAUUUUCUAUUAAACUAUAAGGUUAUUUAACUGUGUAAAUUAAAUCGGUAGCAAAGUUUCUCAGUAAGCUAACUAAUAGUCAGCUAAGUAUUACUACUGUAAUACUAAGUAAAAAGGGGCUGUGGAUAAAAAAAAAUUCAGAAAUACUGAAUUUUAAAAUGCAUACAAGGCAUGCUAAAUGAACUGACUAGCAACGUUAGCCUCAGCUAAAUAUUAGCUACCUGUUCAGAUUGUUUUGUGUGCCUAAUCCUCUCUAAUCCUCACUCAUGCUAACAUUACACUAUUACACUAAGACUGUUACAAUCCAGCCUGUGAUUGGCAGAUCAAAAUCAAUUUAAGCCCCACCCUAGUUAACCUAGCAGGAUCAGGGUAUCUUUAUGCACACUACAUCUCACAUCGACUACGUUCACACUUGAUAUCUACAGCAUAGUCACUUGAUAUCCACUACAUAGACACUUGGCAGACUUCUGUGUUAUCAUUAGCCUUAAUGCAGAGGCCACAACAGCGUCAGUAUAAUAAACAUGGUAUUAGCAUGUUAGCAUGUUAACACACUCCUGACCUUAUUUUAGUUCCGUUGCUACAUCACAACUACGAGCUACACAACUUCACUGAAGGCUAAAAGUCCAGCUGUAGCUAAAAUCGUAAAGGGUUUAAUGACCUUUUCCAGUAUGUAGCUUAAAAAGCUUGAUUUAAUCUCAAAAUGGCUAAAAAAUAUUCAGCUAACCUUUUUAACUCACAAAUCAAAAUCAGACCACAAGCUCAUUAGCAAACUUGUCAAUAUUAGGCUAACUAGUUCACUGUCUUCUUUUCACUGUGAAGCUAGCAUAAAUGAUGCUAAUUAUUCAAAUUUCUUGAAACCCUUAAAUAAAAAAAUCAAAUAAACAAACAGGAGUAAAUAAUUUCAAUGGAUUGAGCAUGUUAUUAUUUAAGUGUGGCUCUUUAAGUAAACAUUAUGGCCAUGGUUCUGAGGUAAGGGAACUAAAAUGAUCAUCAGCAGCUUUGUUUCUGGACGUUUCUCACAUUUAUCUCUCGCACUGCAGAAAGUUUGCACACUCUUGAAUCUGCAUGUUAGUUUAUUUCUCUCUUUUAUUUUGAAUGAUUUGUUCAUGUAUUGUUCAUGUUUUUGUAUUCAUUGUAAUGAAGAUUUAAAGGGAUCAAAACUGCUCGGAGUCGUGAUGUGAUGUCAGCUGGCAUAACCAUGGCAACAGCACGUCUCUCCUUAAGAGACGAAUGAAGGAAAAGUGGAUCACACUGAACUCUGUGAUGUGACAUGGCACUCGGGAGCAAAGGAGGAAGCACAAGUCUGUGUGUGUGUGUGUGUGUGUGUGCGUUUGUGUGUGUUGAUUAGAGAUUUAGACUUAUAGUCAGAGUUUAUUAGCUUGUAGUGACUAUGCAUUAAAGGUGAAAAACACCACAGAAUGUUUUUAUACAUGCAUGCUGAGUUAUUUAUUAAACUUCUGAAUGAAGAUGGAAA
Molecule: messenger RNA, 4235 nt
Organism: Tachysurus fulvidraco (yellow catfish)
Lineage: Eukaryota; Metazoa; Chordata; Actinopteri; Siluriformes; Bagridae
Product: transmembrane protein 65-like
Exons: 7
Coding region: 442-1110 (222 amino acids)
Biological process (GO): regulation of cardiac conduction; cardiac ventricle development
Cellular component (GO): mitochondrion
Source: RefSeq, a predicted model, not a curated record